This is a messenger RNA of Lecanosticta acicola, 1537 nucleotides long. NCBI's taxonomy places the organism in Eukaryota, Fungi, Ascomycota, Dothideomycetes, Mycosphaerellales, Mycosphaerellaceae. The record is from the annotation of a GenBank genome assembly.
AUGGACAAGCCCUUCCAUCCCGACGAUUGGGAGCCCACUCGGCCCUACGAGCAAGGAGAGACACGCUUAGACCGGGACACGGUAGGCGCCCUCGUGGAUUUGAUGAAUCGGGAAACAGACACGAUCCAGCGCCACCCGUACGAUCCGAGUUCCUGGCUGCGGCGUUCGCGCACGCUGGCGAGCCUCCGCUACCCCGAGCUCGCGGCGGGAGAUGCGCACAAGGCCUCUCUGCUGUGUCGGAAGAUGAUGAGCAAUUUGACGCCACAGCGGCGGGGAUGGCGGGUCGGACAUCGCAUGGGAUUCUGGAUGCGAGGAGAAGAAGAAGAAGGAGAAGAAGAAGAAGAAGAAGAAGAAGGCUGUGCGAGCUCAUCUGACAUGGACCUUGAACACGAGCGCCAACGGGAGUACUUGAUGGCUCUUCAGCAGCAGGCCGAGAAGCUACUCGAGGGAAACGUGUAUCUGUAUCCGGAGGAGGAUGAGGGACUCUGCGUGUUGAGGCCUUACCCGUGGCUGAGAGAGGAACACACUUACCGCUCGGACGAGCUGGUGGACUCGCUCAAUCGCGACCUUCUUGACCCCAACAGUACAAACGGUGGAAAGUCAUGCUGUGUACUGAAGCGCUACGCUUUCGGCAAGGGAGUAGGAGCGCGCGAGGGUGCCGACUUACUCGGGGUGUUCGCAUCUCGUGACAUCAGCAGAGACGAGGUCAUCGUCGUUGACAAGAGCAGAGUCUGGGUAGGUCGAGCCGCGAUGCAUACGACGGGGACGCAAAGCUGAAAAAUCGUACUAGGGAUGUAACGGACCUGGAAAGCAAGGAGACCUCAGAAACCUCUUUGGUGGAGUGGCCUGCAUGGAUCCAGGCCAUCCGAACACAGAGGGAGAAAGUGUGCAACAAGACCUCAGAUGGAUUCGCGAUCGCUGCGGAAGGAGAGCCGUGGAAGCCAUCGUGAAGGUCCGCUUCCUUAUGUGCGCCAUUGAGGACGGCGUCCAUCAUCCACUAGAUCACCACCUCAUUGCCGCGCUGACGCCAACUUACCGCAAAGACAAGUUCAGACACUUCUCUCUCGACAGGGACAUCGCCGUCCCCAACGAAGCACUGCAACAAUUCGGCAUUGACAUCUUCGCCAAUCUAAACUGGGACACGUGGACCAUUUUCGUCCUAAUGGCACGCGUCGAAAACAACUCCUGGGGCGAUCCACACACGGCCGGCGUAAAUCCUCUCUUCUCCAUGUUCAACCACUCUUGCGAGCCGAACGUCAAAUGGCGGAUUCCCGAGGAUCAUAGGACAAUGACGAUGUCGACUCUGCGAGAGGUGCAGAAAGGAGAACAGCUCUUUGUCACCUAUAACGGGUUCAUGGCCGACCAGCCUCUUCCAGUACGGCGCAAAACAUUCUGGAGAUGGCUGGAUGGACCUUGCCAGUGCUCGCGAUGCCUGAGAGAGCAAAACGAAGCGAAGGAUAGGGACGGCUGGUCGCCCGAAUGGAGCUUUUCGAGCUCUGGUUCCGGAGACUGGGUAAGUGGUGAAAUGCCCGGAUAG